Molecule: messenger RNA, 2749 nt
Organism: Rana temporaria (common frog)
Lineage: Eukaryota; Metazoa; Chordata; Amphibia; Anura; Ranidae
Gene: EFEMP2
Product: EGF containing fibulin extracellular matrix protein 2
Exons: 11
Coding region: 59-1384 (441 amino acids)
Molecular function (GO): calcium ion binding
Source: RefSeq, a predicted model, not a curated record
AGGAGCGCAGAUCUGUGAGCGUGUAAGAGGCUCCGGCUUGCAAGGGGGUCUUUACAAGAUGCGGUUAUCCUGCUACCUAGUAUUCUGUGUCCUUCUGGUUCCCAGUUUACAACAAGAGAAUGAGGAGCCCAACACCUUCACGGAAUGCACAGAUGGCUAUGAGUGGGAUUCAGAGAGACAUCAUUGUAAAGAUAUCAAUGAAUGUCUGACAAUCCCUGAUGCCUGCAAGGGUGAAAUGAAGUGCAUCAAUCAUUAUGGUGGUUAUCUAUGCCUCCCUCGUUCGGCCUCUGUAAUUAGUGACUCCCAGCCUGAUCCUGGACCCGCUGGAAGCCCUCAGGGUGGUGCUGAAACUGAUCAAAGAAACAACCCUUGUCCAAAUGGGUACCAGCCUGAUUCACAAGGACUGGAUACUUGUGUAGAUGUAGAUGAAUGCGCCCUUGAAAUGGAUGACUGUCUGCCGAGCCAGGAUUGUGUAAACAUACCAGGUAGUUUCCACUGUAAAUGUCCAGAAGGCUAUAGGAAGAUUGGAAAUGAGUGUAUAGACAUUGAUGAGUGCAGAUACAGAUACUGUCAACAUCGAUGUGUUAAUUCUCCUGGAUCUUUCACCUGUCAGUGUGAGCCGGGAUUUCAGCUGGCAUCUAAUAACCGCUCAUGCGUAGAUGUCAAUGAAUGUUCAAUGGGCGCACCAUGCCAACAGCGCUGCUACAACACCUAUGGCACCUUUCUCUGUCGCUGUAAUCAAGGCUAUGAACUGGAUCAGGAUGGCUAUACCUGCAAUGAUAUUGAUGAAUGCAGCUACUCCAGCUACCUGUGCCAGCAUCAGUGUGUGAACGAGCCUGGGCGCUUUUCCUGCAUUUGUCCGGAUGGAUACAGUUUGCUGGGCACCCGCCUCUGCCAGGAUAUCAACGAAUGUGAGACCGGAGCCCAUACUUGCACUGAACAACAAUCCUGCGUCAACUUCCAUGGGGGUUACCGUUGCGUAGAAAAGAAUCUCUGCAUAGAACCAUAUAUUCAAGUGUCUGACAACCGAUGUAUGUGCCCAAGCAGUAACCCCCUGUGCCGUGAUGAACCUGGUUCCGUGGUAUAUAGGUACAUGAGCAUCAUGUCAGACCGCAGUGUGCCCUCAGAUAUAUUCCAGAUCCAAGCCACCAGUGUCUACCCUCGGGCUUACAACACCUUCCAGAUACGAUCAGGAAAUGAGCAGGGAGAUUUCUACAUCAGGCAAAUAAACAAUAUUAGCGCGAUGCUUGUACUGGCACGUGCCAUCACCGGCCCCCAGGAGUAUGUUCUGGAUCUGGAAAUGCUGACCACCAACUCCCUACUGAGCUACCGCUCCAGUUCUGUACUCAGACUCACUAUAUUCGUUGGGGCACAUUCCUUCUAGAGCAAGUCACUGCAUUAUCUUUUGGGCUAUAAAACUUUUCUCUCUAUCUAUUUGUUCAAUGAUAUUUUAUUUGUUGUCAAUUAAAAAAAAGAUUGGUUUUGAAAAGGGAUGUCUUUCAGUGCAAAGCAAUGGAAGAUAUUGGCACUGCAAAAGGUUUACCAAGUCCUUGUCAGUGAGGCCUUGGGUUCAAAUAAACUGACAGAAUAUCCAGAACCGGGCUUAGAAUGCUCUGACUUCAGUGUAAUGCAGUGUGAUCAUGUAACAGAAUAGUAUCAGCUAUAAACUUGGACUUAAUAUGGUUUCUGCUAAUAGUAGUCGUCUGAUUACAUUGCAAAUCAGGGACAGCCAGAUUAUGCUGGGUUUGUAUCUGUUGUAUGGGGGAAUGCCUUACAGGACUCCAAGGUGUUGCUCAAUUUCCAUACUGGGGGCUCAUGAUUAUGAGCAACAGUUAGCUUUGUUAAAUACAUAGAAUGGUUAAAUGUGUUGUUCAUGGAUAAAGGUCAAUGUUGUUUUGCCCUGUUUUCCAGCAAAAAAUAAAUAAAAAAUGAAGAGAAUGAGAGAAUUAAGAUUAGUUGAUGUACAGUGAGAUGACCACAUGCCACUAUUGCCCAAACCAGCCCUUGGAGACAAAGCACUGCAAGUUUGUAGUUACAAAAAGGACACAGGUGCAUUAAUAUGCCCCUUUUUAUAUCCACUCGAAACAUUUCACCCACAAUUCUGAAAAAAGCACUGGAAGAUGUCCAGAGGACUGGAGAUGAGAAAAUCCACCACAUGCAAUGCACCAGACACCAAAAUAUAUUGACUCAUGCAUAUAAGCAUAAGCACUGAUUUAAAAGGGAUGUUUUUUGCGAGGGGCAGACUCAAAUGGGAUGCCAUUUCUUGACUACAGUUAUUCCACAGUUAAAUUUCAGUGGCGUUCACCAAAUAAAUAGGCAAAAACUUUAUGAACCAGUCAAGUUUUUGAACAAUGUUAGGCAUUACUAUGAAUAUCAUAGGAUGCCUUGUAUGUGGCAGUCUCUAUUUUAGGUGUAUUUUUUCUUUAAAUGUACGUUGACAUAUAUACAAAGGCUAAAGUACAAAGGACCAUAACUCAAAGGAUGUAAUCCUAAAACGUCAAUGUAAAUGUGAUAUCAAAUUUGUCCUGUUAGUCGCAUUCAAACAACCUAAACAUCAAAGUGAGGGAAAAGGUGCCCAAUGUACAUCCUCUCUACUGAGUGUGAAAUAAAAACUGUGUAAGAUUAUAUCAUUAUUGUUCAGCCUCUGUUUCCCUGUCCUUGUAAAUUUCUCCUCUUUGUACAAGAUUUUUUUCUGUAUUACUAAAUAUUACUGUUCACCAAUAAAGAGAAAUAAAUGAUGGCUAAAUUA